GUCUCAAGCCGCUCCUUUUGGUUGUUCUUGCAAUUACAUACCUUAGUAUUGCGACGAAACCACACUGGCGCCCAGAACGAAUGCGCCUUGUGUUUGAACUGGCUCCUGAAACAGCAUGAUUCCGAGUCCUUCGUCGAGAACACCGGUCCAUGUAUGAAGUUACGAACCUCGAAUACGAGCCAUGUCCAAGGCAUGCUAAGAUCUCGAAGAUCUCUUGUCCUGAUCUGCUUGCUUGCGACCAUCGCUUUCACCACUUUUCUCCUACGACGUCCCCAGGUCCUUGAAGAGUCCACCUCGCUCCUCCAUGGCCACCACGCGCACGAAGAGAACGAACCACUUCUGGCCGCAACAUCUCUGUUGCACCCCAUCCACCAGCUAGUAGCGCAAGCAGGAGGCGAUUUCCAGACCGUCCGGGCGCGUCAGUCUCGAUCGCUCAGCGAUGCUGUAGCGGAAUACCGCAGGCGGUACAAGCUACCUCCUCCGCCGCACUUUGACAAAUGGUACAAUUUCGCCAAAAAGAGAGGGGUUGAACUCAUAGACGAGUAUGACACCAUAUACCACCAGCUCCUCCCCUUCUGGGCGCUGGAACCGGCAGUCAUCCGCGAGAGAACGAGAGAAGCCGUCGGCUUCGACAACGCUUUGAUCGCGGUCAUGAUUCGCAACGGAGAGGUCACCAAGAUUGAAGGAGGAGGCGAUAUGUACGCAUGGCACCGAGAAGCCACACCCAUCAUGCUGAAAGAGUUCAUCAAAUACCUGCCGGACAUGGACCUGCCAUUCAACAUCCACGACGAGCCACGCGUAGUCAUGCAACACGAUGAUCUGCUGCACCACGUCCAAGUGGCUAAGGACCAAAACAUGCCCAAAGCCUACACGGCGCAGACGCUCACGAACUCAUGGUCCCCACGUGCCGGCGAUCUAGGCGAGGGCAUCCGGAUUAAGGAAUACAAAACGACGCGCUUCAACCGCUUCGCACACCAACCGACAUGGAGCGACUCACGCCUGUCUUGCCCACUCGACAGUCCUGCACGAAAAUGUCUCAACGACGCCUGUCCCGACAACACGACGUCGUACUCCGGUCUGCCACUGGGCUUUAUCCGCAACACAACCUCUUUCAGCGACAUCUGCAACAGCCCCAGUAUGGAGCGCACAUUCGGCUUUUUCGACCGGCCCAACGCCUUCGACGUCACGCACGAGCUGUUCCCCAUCUUUUCGCAGUCCAAAAUCUCCAGCUUCCAGGACAUCCUGUAUCCCAGCCCUUGGUACUACAUGGGCCGCGUCCGGUAUGAGAAAGAGCGCGACAUGCCUUGGGAAAGCAAACGCCCGACCAUGUACUGGCGCGGCAGCACGACGGGCGGAUUUUCCCGCGAUGGCGGCUGGCGGAGACAACAUCGUCAGCGGUUCCUGACCAAGAUCCAGCCACUCAACAAAGCCAAAAUUCUGGAGUUGGAUAACUCAAGCCUCACAGAGACAGUAUGGCGCGAGAAAGAAAUCUCCGCGGCCGACGUGGCGCACUACUUCGACGUCAAGUUCACGUAUAUCGGGCAGUGCGAUCCUGGCGACUGCGACGCACAGCGCGAGUACUUUGGCACGGUCGAGCCGGUCAACAUGUUCGACGCUCUGGGCAGUCGGUACCUCUUGGACAUUGACGGCAACGCGUUCUCGGGACGGUACUAUGCAUGGCUGCUGAGUAAGAGUCUCGUGUACAAGCUCGCCGUGUUCCGCGAGUGGCAUGAUGAAUGGCUCAGGCCGUGGGUGCAUUACGUACCGCUGGGCUUACAGGGGGAUGAGUAUGCCGAGAGCGUGCGGUAUUUCGACCAAGAAAGCAGUGGGCGCGUCGAAGGCAAGAGGAUCGCAGAGCAAGGCCGUGUGUGGGCCGAGAAGGUGCUCAGGAAUGAGGAUCUCGAGGUCUGGUAUUUUCGCUUGUUGCUUGAAUAUGGCCGUUUGGUCGAUGACAAUAGGUAUAAUAUUGGGUUCAGUCUAUAGAAGGGGCCCCUCUGGUACUGGUAAUCUGAGGGUUCGCCUGCUUCGCCUGUCGAUAGGUAUCUGUAUCUGUACACAAUACAUUGUUCUCUUUCG
Exophiala xenobiotica is the source of this 2076-nucleotide messenger RNA. RefSeq lists its product as uncharacterized. The transcript has 2 exons. The record is from RefSeq and is a predicted model, not a curated record. The coding region runs from base 154 to 1983 and encodes 609 amino acids. Lineage: Eukaryota; Fungi; Ascomycota; Eurotiomycetes; Chaetothyriales; Herpotrichiellaceae.